Molecule: messenger RNA, 2487 nt
Organism: Pezoporus flaviventris
Lineage: Eukaryota; Metazoa; Chordata; Aves; Psittaciformes; Psittacidae
Gene: ISM2
Product: isthmin 2
Exons: 6
Coding region: 584-2092 (502 amino acids)
Source: RefSeq, a predicted model, not a curated record
GGCAGGGGAGCGUCAGGGCCGGCUGCCUCGCCGCUCGCCCGGGAGGGGCUUGACCGCGCUCCUUGCGAGAAGGAGCCUCUCCCCGGCGAGCGGCCGCGGCCCGCCCGCCCGGCGGUGCCUGAAGAGCCGCGGCAGCCCCGGGGAGUGACUUGGCGGGGGGAGGAGAAGAGGAGGAAAAGAAAUCAGAUUGCCGAAGGGAUUAGGAAGGGGGAUGGGGAGGCGAAGCCCUCUUCUCCCCCCUCCCUCUCCGCACACACUUGUGAAGCUUUUCAGAGUUAUCCUUCAGCAUCAGUGGCACCGGCGGGCGAGCCCGGGGAAGCAGCGACACUGAAACGUGCUCGGCAAUCUGCAAGUGAGAUCACAGGGAGCCGAGCGGCCCUGCCCGGGGGACCCUGCCCCGUCCGCACCCGCCGGAGCUGCGCUUCCCGGCGGCGGUAGUUCAUAUACAUUAAUGUGUUUCUGAGUUUCCCCUUCUUCUUUUGCUUUCCCGAGCAAGGAAGGACGGGGCUUGCAGCCUUGCGGGAGGGCGUGCUGCCGGGCCGCCUGCCCUGGGCGGGCGAGGAGGGGCGAGAGGGAGGGAGAGAUGCCGCUGAUUAGACGAAAAGUCGUGCUCAUUCUCGGCUUCGUCUUCCUGACAACUUUCCUGGCUGCGGUGAGAGGGCUGCCCGUGAGGAAGCAGCGCAGCAACAGCCCCAAGGAGAGAAGCUCCAAGCUGGCGGAGGUCUCUGCCUCAUCUGGCCCCCGUUCGGCAGGGGACGAGGAGCUGCCACCAUCGGGCAAGGCGCGGGGCCUGAGGCGAAGCGGGCAGGCUGGCCUGCGGCGGCAUAGGCGCCGAGGGGUGGCUCAGCAGCCUGCCAGGAGCCCUGUGGUGCCACAGCCCAGCAGCACUGGCCAGGACGAGAACCUGCCUUUCAUGCUGGACCUGCAGAGCUUGCCGGGGCUAGCCAAUGUGGACCUGAGUGCCCAGAAUCCCAACAUCCAGGUGACCAUUGAAGUGGUGGAUGAUCCUCAGGCUGAGAUGGAGAUGGACUUGUUGAAGGAAACAAGUAAUGACUGGUCCCUGACAUCCCCUGAGUGGUUGUCUCACAAGGACCUCUUCUGGCCUCUUUUCUGGGAAUACACUGACCCCACUGAAGGGGAAGAGGAGGAAGAAGAAGAAGAUGAGGAGGAGGAAGAGGAGGAGGAAGAGGAUGACAACCUGGAUGUAGGGAACAGGGAGGAGGAAGAGGAGGAGGAAGAGGAAGAUUACACAGCAGAGUAUGAGGAGGAAUCAAUGCUCAGUGGAGUGGGAGGUGACUGGGACCAGCAGUGGCCCAGGCAGAAGAACUGGAUCUUUAAGGACAAAUAUAAUUACGACUAUGAAGACGAGGAGGAGUGGAGCCUGUGGUCCCCUUGCAGCAUCACCUGUGGCAGUGGCAACCAGAAGAGGACCCGGUCCUGUGGCUAUGCCUGCACAGCAACGGAGUCAAGGACCUGUGACCUGCCUCACUGCCCUGGAGCAGAUGGAGAAAUGGUCUUCCCCACAAAGGAGACGCCUUUCAAAAGCGACAACACCACAGAGCUCCUCAACUCAGAGGUGGACAGCUGUGAGAAGUGGCUGAACUGCAAGAGCGACUUCCUCACCAAGUACCUGAGCAAGGUGCUGACAGACCUGCCCAGCUGCCCCUGCUCCUACCCUCUGGAGGCUGUCUACAGUGCCGUCAACCUGCGGGAUGAGCAGCAGGGCAAGAGCUUCCGAUGGCGGGACGCCAGCGGCCCCAAGGAGCGCCUGGACAUCUACAAGCCCACAGCACGCUUCUGCCUGCGCUCCAUGCUCUCCCUCGACAGCACCACCCUGGCUGCCCAGCACUGCUGCUACGAUGAGCACACUCGCCUCAUCACUCGUGGCAAGGGAGCCGGCGUCCCAAACCUCAUCAGCACCGAGUUCUCCCCAGAGCUGCACUACAAGGUGGACAUGCUGCCCUGGAUUCUCUGCAAGGGUGACUGGAGCCGCUACCACGCCGUACGGCCCCCCAACAAUGGGCAGCAGUGUGCUGACAACCCCGCCGAGGAGGAGUACCUCUCUCAGCUGCAGGAGGCCAAGGAGUACUAGCCACAGCUAUGUCAGAGCAGCCAUGGCUGCUGCCGGCUCCCACCCCACCACAGCCUGGUGAAGCCCUGGCCCUGCCCGGGGGCUCCUCACUGUCGCUGGGCAGUGCAGGGAGGAUGCAGCGUCUUCCCAUUCCCCCAGAGGGGUGCCUUGGCCCUCCUUGGAUUUGCAAGGGUGCCAGAGGUUAUAAUGGUGUGAUCGUCGCCAUGUCACAUGGGGUGGUCCUGCACCCUGGGAUGCCUGGUCUGGCGCACAGGGAGCUGCAGGGAAUGGGAGGUGUAAAGGGAAUUGGGGGCUGUUCCUGUCUGCUUUUGUUCUCCACAGUCUUUCAAUGCAAACUGAAAGCUGAGCGUCUUCAGGGUGAAAUGGCCUCAGUUCCUGCUGGCUUCAUGCUGCAU